Helianthus annuus (common sunflower) is the source of this 1377-nucleotide messenger RNA. RefSeq names its product protein SGT1 homolog B. Lineage: Eukaryota; Viridiplantae; Streptophyta; Magnoliopsida; Asterales; Asteraceae. Bases 77 to 1165 code for a protein of 362 amino acids. The transcript has 10 exons. Gene Ontology annotation, cellular component: cytoplasm; nucleus. Gene Ontology annotation, molecular function: protein-folding chaperone binding. The record is from RefSeq and is a predicted model, not a curated record. Gene Ontology annotation, biological process: protein stabilization; defense response to fungus.
ACCCAAUCAUUCCGUUGCUUACCGUGACUCCACAAUCACACGAUCCCGUCAUCUUCCGCCGGUUUCUGCCUCUCCGAUGGCUUCCGAUCUCGCAACCAAGGCCAAAGAGGCUUUCAUCGACGACCAUUUCGAACUCGCCGUUGACUUGUACUCUCAAGCCAUCGUCAUCGACCCUCAGAACCCCGAACUUUUCUCUGACCGUGCUCAGGCUAAUAUUAAACUCAAAAACUUCACCGAUGCUGUUGCUGAUGCAAGCAAAGCAAUGGAGUUGGACCCCUCAAAUCCGAAGUCUUAUUUGCGCAAAGGAACGGCAUGUUUCAGUCUUGAAGAGUAUCAGACUGCCAAAACAGCCUUCGAAGCUGGCUCCAAAUUAGCUCCAGGAGAUACACGGUUCACAGAUUGGAUAAAAAAGUGUGACAAGUGCAUUGUAGAGGAAAUCGGUGAAGUACCAACACAGUCAUCAGAUGCAACCCUUACUAAUGCUGUGGCUCCUAGUUCGACCACAAACGAUGUUGAGGAAGUAAUGAACAUAUCUAGUGAGGUGAUCCCAACACCAGCCAAACCAAAAUACAGACAUGAGUUUUAUCAGAAACCAGAAGAGGUUGUUGUGACAAUAUUUGCCAAGGGAAUACCGGCUAACAGUGUGUCUGUCAAUUACGGGGAGCAAAUCCUAAGUGUUACCAUUGAUGUGCCCGGGGAAGAUCCAUAUACUUUCCAGCCUCGCUUGUUCGGAAAGAUUGUCCCCGCAAAGUGCAGAUACGAUGUUCUCUCAACCAAAGUUGAAAUCCGGCUUGCAAAAGCUGAAGCUAUACAUUGGACAUCUCUCGAAUUUGUUAAAAACAGUUCGGUUGUGCGACAGAGCAAUGUCUAUACAGCUAUUCAAAGACCAUCUUAUCCUUCAUCAAAACCAACCAAAGACUGGGAUAAGCUUGAAGCUCAAGUGAAAAGGGAGGAAAAAGAUGAAAAACUUGAUGGCGAUGCGGCUCUCAACAAAUUUUUCCGUGAUAUUUACAAAGAUGCGGAUGACGAUACAAGAAGGGCCAUGAGAAAAUCUUUUGUUGAGUCGAGUGGGACAGUGCUGUCAACAAACUGGAAAGAAGUGGGAUCAAAGGUGGUGGAAGGAACCCCUCCGGAUGGUAUGGAAAUGAAGAAAUGGGAGUAUUAAGAUCGUAUUUUGGCUCUGAUUUGAAGCUGUUUGUCCAUAUUCUUUUGCUUAAGUCUAUAAAAAGAGUUUAUUCAGUAUGUGCUAGCUUGCAUUCCAGUCAUAUCUUCGGCUUUUGAAAGUGUGUUUUAGCAUUCAUUUGGUUGAUUUUGUGGAUACUUACUUUUCUAUAUAUUAGAAUUACCGAGAUAUAUAAAGUGGAUUGGCAUGUUGAA